CCAUCGAACAAGAUUCAAAUGACUUGAGAAGUUAUGAUUGGGCAUAUUUAUUUCUCUUCUGCCAGCUCAGCUUUCAAAGCAGUUGUUGGUUGGAAGAAAGAGAGGACCGUUUCAACACUUGUCCAACCUCUCCAUUUAUCAAUUUCUCAUGGAUGAAUUCCAGCUGCUGCUUGCUCUCCUUGGGGGCAUCUGUUGUUCCAUUUUCCUGCUAAAGUGCAUUUGGUUUUUGAAGUAUUUUCUUCCUUACAUAUGGAAUAUUUUGCCUUCAUCUUAUUUUCGUUCAAUGGGAGAAUGGGCAGUGGUCACUGGAGCAGGAGGUGGAAUUGGAAGAGCCUACUCAUUGGAGCUUGCCAAGCACGGAUUAAAUGUGGUUCUCAUAAGUCGGUCACUCAAAAACUUGGAGAAGGUAGCCUUGGAAAUUGAACAAACGACUAAGAGAACUGUGAAAAUCAUACAAGCUGACUUCACAGAAAAUGACAUAUAUGAAAACAUUGAAGAAAACCUUCAAGGAUUAGAAAUUGGGAUUUUGGUUAACAAUGUUGGAAUGCUACCUAAUCGUUUUCCGUGCCAUUUUCUUAAUAUUCCAGACAAAGAUGAGGACCUCAUUAAUUGCAACAUCAUGUCUGUCACUAAGAUGACACGAAUCAUUUUGAAACAAAUGGUGGCAAGAAAAAAAGGUCUAAUUCUUAAUCUUUCAUCAGCCAUUGGCACCUUUCCUUGUCCUUUAUAUGCAAUCUAUUCUGCAUCUAAGGCUUUUGUACACACAUUUUCCAAAGCACUUCAAGCAGAAUAUAAGUCAAAAGGAAUUGUGAUACAGGCAGUGACUCCCUUUGCUGUUUCUACUCCGAUGAUCAUGCAUAAACAGCCUAAUUUGAUCACCAAAGCAGCAGAAGAGUUUGCACAAGAGUCACUGAGAUAUGUUACACUUGGUGAUGAAACAUUUGGAUGUUUAGCCCAUGAAAUCUUGGCACGAUUUGUACAAUGUAUUCCUUUUCGGUUGCUCCAGAGCAACAAAGUACAAGAAACUGUGAUAUGUUAUAUGAUGGAGCAUUCCAAAAGAUAAAAUCUUAUCCACCUCAGUGAGCCUGCUUCAGGAUCUGGUAUGAAUUAUAGCAGCAGUCAACUUGAUUAAUUGCAAGAUUUUGAAACACACAUGAAAAGAGUCCUUCAAUAUCUUUUUUUAAAAAAUCAUGUAUUCAUUUCUGCUUUGUUUAUCCAUUUUUUAUUGCUUCCACUAUUUGCUGAUGCAUAUUCUUAAGCACUGUUAUUUCCACCAUGUUUUAUAUUGUUGAUUUGAUUUUCACAAUGACUUUAGUGGGAAAAAGUUCAGAUAUGAACAAAUGAGCAAAUGGAGUAAUGAAUAUUCAGUAUGUAUCCCUUCUGUAAAUCAAAGCUAUGAUAUAAUUUUAGUCAAUUAUCUGAUUUUGUCUGUUGUAACUAAAAGUGAUAAUUCAUCCCAAAGGAGAAUACUUUUCUUUUUAAAUGAUAGAUGGCAAUUAUUUUAAAAGAAAUGAAGAUGCCUUUUUAAAGAUAAUGCUUGCUAUCUAUCUUUCUAUAGCUUUCGAUCAUCAUCUAUCUAAUCUAUUUCUUGAUCUAUCUACAUGCAUUUUUGCAGCUUAAUAAAUAUUAAUCACAAAGCCACUUGUUUUCUCUUUUGCUUCUAUAUCUUCCUUAUUUUUCUUCUGAAGCCCAAACAACCACCAUACAGAGUGAUAAUUAGAAUAGAUAUGUACUGAUAGUAUCCAUACCUGUUAAGAAAUAUUUAGCAUUAGGUAUUUUUAUCAAGGUCUAUUUCUGGGCUGAUUCAUUCUGAAUACAUACAGUUCAUCUGUAGUUUGGUUGAAAUUUUUGUAACUUUGAGUUCAGAAUGAACCAACCCAGAAGUUAAUAAAAAAAAUCCAUCAGAUAAUAUAUGGUUAUAAUUCACUAGGUUGACUGGAUUGGAAACUUGUUUAAGGAACUGGGAAUGUUCAAGGUCUCUCUCAUUUCUUUUUUACACUGCCAACACACACCUAAAUCACUUAUCACAUUUUUUCAUUAAUUGGUCUCUUAUUGCUAUCCUGACAUGUGAAGAUGUAGGAGAAUAUUUGAAUAAACAUAGUAUAUAGUAAAACAUAGGUCAAACUAGCUACAUUGUAGUUUGACUGUCCUCUCUUUCUCUUUCUCCUCCCCUGAGCAAACACUGAGGAAACCAGUAUCUUUCAGUAAACGGGCAUUACUUGUUUGGGUCCAAAAAAUCAAUAUUCUGAAUUGGGUUCUUCAAUACAAGAUCUGUUCAGAUAUUUACAAGAUUUGUACAUACAUGAUAGAACCAGGUAUGAAAACAGGUGGAGGAGCCAAUGCUGAUUGAGAAUACACUAGGGAACAGAGCAUUAAUUUUCAUUUCUGAAUUUCAAUGUAAAUGAAACGCUGUUUACUUUCAGUAAUAGAAAAAAAGAGCUACUAGCAAUGUCUUUAAUUUUAAUUAAAUUGUGGUUAAUACUGUAAAAAUAGUCUGUUGAAUGGUAAAUACCUA
Molecule: messenger RNA, 2515 nt
Organism: Crotalus tigris (Tiger rattlesnake)
Lineage: Eukaryota; Metazoa; Chordata; Lepidosauria; Squamata; Viperidae
Gene: HSD17B3
Product: hydroxysteroid 17-beta dehydrogenase 3
Exons: 11
Coding region: 149-1063 (304 amino acids)
Cellular component (GO): endoplasmic reticulum
Molecular function (GO): oxidoreductase activity
Source: RefSeq, a predicted model, not a curated record